This is a messenger RNA of Saprolegnia parasitica CBS 223.65, 1362 nucleotides long. RefSeq lists its product as hypothetical. The transcript has 3 exons. The record is from RefSeq and is a predicted model, not a curated record. NCBI's taxonomy places the organism in Eukaryota, Oomycota, Saprolegniomycetes, Saprolegniales, Saprolegniaceae. Bases 1 to 1362 code for a protein of 453 amino acids.
AUGACGCCGCCAGAUGCGCUCGCGCUUCCGCACGUCGUCGAGGCGAUUGCUACGGGUUUGGGCAACCAGGACGACCUUGAGAGCUUCCUCCGAGCGGUGCCACGAUCGCUCUGGACGCCGGCGCUCACGGCCUUUCUCGACUGCAACACGGCAGCGCCGCAUUCGGUCUGCGCCAACUGGCCGCGCAUCGAGCUACGCGACAUGGACUUGUCGCCUGAGGUCUUGGCGCUGCUCGCGGCGACGCUGCCGCUGCGUCCACGUAUUCAACUCCGGUGUCCGAUCCUGGACGCAGAGCAACUGGCCUCGCUCGUCGCCGCCGUCGGACCUGCGCUCAAUAGCCAUGCGGUCAGCAGCCUCCUCUUGCAGCGCUGCCCGCAUCUGCGCCGUGUAGUCAUCUACGUGGUGUUCAUCCUGCCGACCGGGAGUAUUGAGCUCAACGAUCUGCUUGCAGUCGUCGCCCACCGGCAUGUCAAAAAAAUGAUUAUCACCCUGCCGCGCGCGCCGCCGCGACUCGGGUAUCUUUUGGCAGCGUGGCUCUCGACGGCGCCAGCGACGAAGCUCAGAUUGUCCCAUGUCGCCCAGAUGGACCACGAUGCUGUCAUCGCGUUCUGCGAUGCACUGCAAGCCAACACGACGCUGACAAAGCUCGCCAUGUACAACGCACCUGCCCUCGGCGGCUUCCAUGGUCGCACGCUCCCAGUGUCGUUGAAGAGCUUGGAUUGGCAUGCUCGCCCCAACACCGUCGUCGACGAUGCAACGCUGACGGACCUUGCGACUGCCGUCGGGCCCACGCAGCUGGAGCGUCUCAUUUGCAGCGUCUUUGGCCAGUUGGCGGCAUGCCCGGCGGCGGCGCCGAUGCUCGCGCAACUCCAGUGGCUCACGGUCUCCGGUCCCAGCGCUGACAUCUCUUCAUUUUUUUAUUGCGACCUCUCGUUGUCGACGGAGCUGCUCAUGGAGACGCUUGCGACGACGUGUGUGCAUAUUGCCACACUUCACAUCUACGCUCCGCAUGCGACUCGCGACGGGGCCUCCGCUGUUUUCGCUGGUACGGUGCAAUCGCGGCACUUGACGUCGCUGCGCGUGUCGAUGGACCUCUUCGACGUGCUCGACGUGCUUAUGGAGCUUGUUGCCGCGGGCCGCCACCUUCGGACGCUCCACUUAAAGAUCACCUUCCCCAACGAAGAGACCGCUUUGUUGCUUGAAGCCAAUGAAGCCAAGCGCGUGCUCUGUCGGGCGCUGGCACUGACCCAGAACGUUCCGUUUGUUGUGGACGCGCUGCCAGAAGAUACCGAUGCGUUCGUGGUCGACGCCCUUGGUCCACGCGCCGAUCGUGGUAGUCGCUGUCGUUUGAUUUUCACGUAA